UGGUGCAUUUUACCGUUCCAAAAUGGUUUUAAUGCCUGGAAUUGCAAACAAUUGCUUUGUAGCUGGUUCUUAGGUAAACUUCCUUUGCCAUCAAAAGCGAAUCAUGAUAGGAUCGUAAUUCGUUCAGAAUGGCAAACAGAUAUAUAUGUAUAUCAAGGUUCCAGUUUGAAUAGCUAGAAGCAUUCUUUAUGCAUCAACAGCAUCAUGCAUGCAAUGUUUUAGUAUGCUGUUCUGCCUGUUCAAAACUUCAAAGUGUCAGACCAUCAUUCAUCAAGGCCUCAAGCCCAUCAAGUAUCAACGUCUCAACUCUCAAAGAUGUCAACUUUGGAUCUGUUUGGUUUAAUUAGAUUUGUAGCUCAUCCAUCCAUGUGUCAUUAAAACUACUAUCUUUCUCUGAAACAUGACAUUUGGCCAGAAAUUGGCCUGACAAGUGCCAACUAGCCACAAAAGUCUCUUCAAGUGCUUGUUAAAUUAAGUAUUGAAUGAAGCAUAAAUCAAGCAACAUGAAUACAGAUGGCAAGUGCAAUGGAAAUGGACAGCACUCAAACAAUGGCAGGAGCUGUAGCAAUGAAAAUCAUAUAUCUGGCAGCAACAGCCCUGUGGAUAUCCCAGCAGACAGCACAAGUCAUCUGGCUCCCCCAUCUAAGGUGUGCCGUGACUUCUUGCGGAAAGUUUGCAGGCGAGGAAACCGCUGCAAAUUUGUGCACAUCAACCCAAACGAGGACCCUGCAUUAGGUCCUGCAUUGGCAGGGGAUGUAUUAGAUGAUGGCUGCAGUAAUGCUCAGCCAGCAGGUUGUGGGACGGCCGUGUCAGCUACCCAGGGCAGCACUAGACUGACAUUCUGUCAUGACUACCAGAACAAUCACUGCAACAGGAAUUGCUGCAAGUUCAUUCAUUGCACCUGUGAAGAAGAGAACCAGUACCUUCAGACCGGCCACAUCCCACCACACGUCCUGGACCAGGCUAUACGCAAAGGCCAGAUGGCAGAUGCUACGCUUAACGGCGACAUUCCCAUCUGUAAAGACUACCUGAUGGGCGAGUGUGAGAAGAGGCGCGGCGGCAAGUGUAAGUUCAGACACCUGAACCAGGCCGAGUAUCACCAGGAGAUUUAUGGCUACUCUAAUAACCUCAACGCUCCCUCUGCCAACCUGCCUUCACCGCACCAUAUCAAGCCCCACGGACCAGACUCGCCACCUAGGGACCUCAGCGACAAACACUGCCGCCUCAAUGGUUGUGGCCGACGUAUGGACGAUCGCGUAAUGAUAGAUGGUCGAGGUGUGGCCACUGUCCAUCCAUACGAGAGCGAGCUUGUCAACAACGGCCACCACCAUGACGGUGGGCCUGGGCGUCCUCCCCACCCCAACCUCCUCAACGGUGAGGUCCUUCCUGAUCACAAGCGCCCACGACUCGACCCUGGUGUCUGUGGUUAUCAGGGCUACCACUCCUUGCCUAGAGACUCCGACUACAGCCAGGACAGAGACUACGUCCAUGGCCUGACUCCUGAAAACCUGCUUUCGAUGCCCAGAGAUCUUAACACCUUAAUGGAUUGCCGAGGCCGCGAGCUGGUGCCGGAGUGGGACCGCCAAGGCAUUGAGCUGGCAGUCAUGCGGAAACAAUUGGACGACCUCAAAAAAGAAAUCAACACACUAAAAAAAGAAAACUCGGAUUUGCGCGCCACUAAUGACUUCUUGCUGGACAAAGUCACUGUUCUGGGAGCCCGGAAGCUCAAUGGCCACGUGGCCACCAGCACGACACUCGCUUCUGUGAGUCUGGCCACAAAUCCUGCCACCCUCGUGGCCUCAACAAUUUCGCCAUUGUCUGCCGCUGCGGCCGCUCAAGUAACUCCAGGAUUUGCGCCCCGGAAGCUCAAUGGCCACGUGGCCACCAGCACGACACUCGUCCACGCCAUCGCCAUCGGCCCGGCACUCACCAUGACUUUGCCCCAGCAAACCGUCGCCCACACCACCAUCGCCGCACCGCCAACCAUCGCUCCUCAGUCUUUGCCCCAGCCGUCAGACUGUGCUGCUGGCGUCCAACAUCCUCUCUCCAACCCGAUGUCCAUCACCUCCAUCUCCACGGACGGCAGCUCUGUUGUGGCCAUCGCAACUCCAUCACAACCACCACCACCCACACAACCUCCCUCACAACCGCCACCACAAUCUCUGGUACCUUCCCAAGCUGUGGCUGUGGCGACCGCCCCUCCAACAGCAGCUGUCGUCGUAUCGGUAGGAACGGUUCAGGUCCCGCUUUCCCAGGCCUCCAUUACGAUCAGCUCGGGGACCAUCAACCCCCGCAUCACCACCUCCUCCAUGUCCAUGUCGCUACCCUCAAUCACGGCACCCACCAUCGUACCUUCACUGGGGCAGACCAUCACUGCAAUCCCCGCUCCUCCGGCUGUAGCUGCUGCCAAUAUCGCUCAGGCGAUCUCCAUGUCUCAAGGUGCUCAGGCAUUAUCCAUGAGUCAAGGAGGUUCCCCAAUCUCCAUGUCUCAGGGUAUAGAUAUGGCCCAAGCCAUCUCUAUAUCACAAGUUGGCCCUCAAAUCUCAAUGUCUCAAGGGGUGCCCCAAAUUUCUAUAUCACAAGGUGCCCAGGCGAUCGCCAUGUCUCAAGGAGGGCCUCCUAUUUCGAUGUCUCAAGGUGGACCUAUCACCAUGAACGCUCCUCCCAUCUCCAUGUCUGCACCUCCAAUAUCGAUGGCUGGCCCACCAAUAUCCAUGGCUGGACCUCCUAUAUCCAUGGCUGCACCCCAAAUUGCGAUGUCUGCCCCCCAAGCUAUUGCCAUGAGUGGACCGCAGUCGCUGAGCAUGAGCGGUGCCCCUACAGCGCAUCUCUUGUCCUACCCCAUCAUGUCUCAACAGAGCCUCAGGACCCAGCUGCACUGAUGUGGCCACGCUCAGCACCGAUGUGGUCACGCUCAGCACUGAUGUGGCCGCGCUCAGCACUGAUGUGGCCACGCUCAGCACUGAUGUGGCCACGCUCAGCACUGAUGUGGUCUAGAUCAGCACUGAUGUGGUCACGCUCAGCACUGAUGUGGUCACGCUCAGCACUGAUGUGGUAACGCUCAGCACUGAUGUGGUACGCUCAGCACUGAUGUGGUCACGCUCAGCACUGAUGUGGUCACGCUCAGCACCGAUGUGGUCUAGAUCAGCACCGAUGUGGUCUAGAUCAGCACUGAUGUGGUCACGCUCAGCACUGAUGUGGUCACGAUCAGCACUGAUGUGGCGAUGCUCUGCACCAAUCUAGUGCGGCUCAGCACUGAUCAAGUGACAUUCAUUACUGAUGCCUUUCAUCUUCAGCAUUAAAUACGUCCCAUCUGCUGUUGUACGAGGCCUUUCCCAUAGGAGAUUUGAUGCUCAGUUGUGGACUCGGGCUUGAGCCAUGAAAGGGCUCGGUGUCGUGCUGAUGUAUAUAGAUCAUCGUACUGAGAUUAAUAGCUUUCAGUUGAUUUUGAAAUUGUAAAAAGGUAAUCCAAUAGUCUAAGAUGGUAAGGAGUUUCGAGUUUGCUUCUGGAAUUCUUGGCAUUCAUCUCUUUGUCUGCCCAGCAAUCAGGAAAAAAAAUUUUUAGCCGUUAUUGUGAGUGCAAUUGUGUUCUUUUUCGUGUAAAUACUUCGUUAUUAUUUUUCUAAAUUAAGUUGUGGUAACUCUAAUUAUAGAUAACACUGUUCCCUUGAACAGAUAUUUGUUUCGUGGUCACCUGUAGAGUCAUUGUUGAAUCCUGUAUUUAGUCCUCUGUAUAGAGCCCAACUUCUUUAUUGAAUCAAUAUUUUUAUAUCAACAGAGUGUUGUAUCAACAGUGUGUUGUAUAGUAAACACUGUGUUAUAAGGCAUGUCGUACUUAAUGGUCAGAUAUUUCAUGGACUUGAUAUGCCAUAUUACUUUCUGCUCUUAUAUAGGCCUCCCAAGACCAUAGGCUGUACAUAGCAAAUUAUUAUAAAGCAUUUGAAGAAUACAAUUUUAGUGUAUUAAUCUAAUCAUUUAUGAAAUUAGCUCUUUGGGUUCUUGUAAUAUAUGUAAAUUUUAUCUUGCAUGUGUUAAUCAAUCGCGCUCGGCCCGCUCGAUAUCCAGUUAUUGCUUAUCAGCGUCUCAAACUCUGCAAGCUCCUGUAAAAUAUGACGGAAUGUAUAAAGUUAUUGUAAAAUACAAGUUCAAUGCGAAUUUGGAUUAUUUAAUGAUUGAGUUUAGGCCUUGGCAGUGGGACGCGCCAGAAGCAGUUCAAGUUGAAGUGUAACUUAUGACGUCGGCUGUGUACUUAGAAAGUUAUCAAAUUCUGAGGAAUGGUGCGGGAAUUUAUAUUAGGGAAUGAAUUCCUCAGCGCUAACACUGCUAUUCAGCCGAACCUACAAAUGAAACGGUCAACCAGCCAUGCCAGCCAACUAACAAGCCAGUCAAUCAUUAAGCCUGAAACCACUAUGAAAUAAUUGAAUCGUAGAUGCUGCAAUUCGGCGAAUCUCCAGCUGGCAAUUCUCGUCUAUUAACUGUUAGCUGCUACAUUAAUCAGACCAGAAACUGAAAUAUUCAUAGAAUGUAUUAAGUGUCAGCUUUGAUAUAUUUAUUUCUUCGUAUAAUCUCAGGCACCAUUUUUGAGAAAUUUAUGUUUCAAAAUACUCAGCAGAUGUUGAAAGUUGCUCUUCAGACUUAAUCGACUUCUGCCAAGUCCAAUCGCCUUCGUUUUAACUCGAGUGUAAAUUAUCCAUUGAUAUUAUGCAUGCCUUUCCAUGUGUAUACUGGACAUUCGUUAUGGAAGGAAGCAUUCGCACGAGUGCACGACCUAUCGUUUAAGAAGAAACGUAAUUAUAAUUUUUAGCAGAGUAUAACUUAUUCGUUAGAUAUUACGUUACCCUUUUUUAUGUACAAUUAUUA
Messenger RNA from Hyalella azteca, 4860 nucleotides. RefSeq lists its product as uncharacterized. NCBI's taxonomy places the organism in Eukaryota, Metazoa, Arthropoda, Malacostraca, Amphipoda, Hyalellidae. The coding region runs from base 483 to 2882 and encodes 799 amino acids. The record is from RefSeq and is a predicted model, not a curated record. Gene Ontology annotation, molecular function: metal ion binding. The transcript has 6 exons.